Molecule: messenger RNA, 1773 nt
Organism: Ceratitis capitata (Mediterranean fruit fly)
Lineage: Eukaryota; Metazoa; Arthropoda; Insecta; Diptera; Tephritidae
Gene: CcaE4b
Product: alpha-esterase-4b
Exons: 5
Coding region: 62-1678 (538 amino acids)
Source: RefSeq, marked validated
ACGUAGUGCUAUGAAAUAGUUAUAAGUUUGCAAUCGGUGUGAAAAGUUGCUUUUAAAUAUUAUGGGUGAACAUCAGCUGAUAAUUUCCACUACACACGGCCUUGUGCGCGGUCAACUACGUGAAACAGUUUAUGGUGAUAAAUUUUAUUGUUUCGACGGUAUACCUUAUGCCAAGCCUCCGUUGGGGGAAUUGCGCUUUAAAUCGCCGCAGCCAGCGGAGCACUGGGUCGGAGUGCGGGACUGUACUGAGGUUGCGCCCAAAUGUAUACAAUACAAUCGCUACACAGAUCGUGUUGAGGGUUCCGAAGAUUGUCUGUUCUUAAAUAUUUAUGCAAAAAAGCUUGAGACUGAAAACCCUUUACCAGUUAUGGUAUACAUACAUGGUGGUGGCUUCGCAACUGGCACUGCCUCUCGUCGUAAUUGGGGCCCGGAUUAUUUUAUGAUGAAAGAUGUGAUAUUAGUAACUAUAGGUUACCGAUUAGGACCUCUUGGGUUUCUGAAAUUUUCCGAUCCUAAUCUUCAGGUACCAGGAAAUGCUGGACUGAAAGAUAUCGUAAUGGCGUUAAAAUGGCUAAAACAAAACUAUGUGAACUUCAAUGGCGAUCCCAAUAAUGUUACGCUCUUUGGUCACAGCGCUGGAAGUUGUGCCACGCAUGUGCUUAUAUCUACACCACAUUGUGAGGGUCUCUUUCAUAAAGCUAUAUUAUUGUCCGGCUUGAUAAUGCAUACAGAAGAAUUACCCAAUCUACGAUUUCGUUACGCGAAACAUCUUGGUUAUGAGGGCGUGGAUGAUGAUGAGCAAAUUUUUAAUUAUUUGAAUUCCUUAGAAGCGGAAAAGCUUUGUGAUUUAAAGUUUUUAACACAGGAAGAAAAGUAUCAAGGUUUCUCGUAUAUUUUUUAUCCUUCAUUGGAGAGCACCAAUUCUCCCGAUGCAAUAAUUACGAAAGAUCCCUUCGAUACAUUCGCUGAAAUUGAUAAUUGGUCUCAUGAAACGCCACUAAUGUUAGGAUGUACCUCUUUUGAGUCCCUGCUGCGCUAUAAUUUCUUCACAACCGAUCCCGUGAUAUACGAUAAAUUCAAAAUACAUCCAGAAUAUUUACUUUCUAGCGAAAUACUACUUAAAUGUGAUUUAGAGACAAAACAAAAAUUAGCGAAUAAACUGAUCAAACUACAUUUAGGCGAAAGAGAAUUGCAAAUGGAAGAUGCACUUGAUAUUAUACAUUUGGUCUCAUACGAUACCUUUUACCAUCCUACCCAUCGGUAUUUAAACACCAGACUCAAACGUGCGAAGGUACCCACCUAUCUUUACCGUUUCGAUUUUGAUUCGCCUGACUUUAACUUAUAUCGCAUUAAACAAUGUGGACGUGGGGUGCGCGGCGUAGCCCAUGUGGACGAUCUCUCCUACAUUUUCUAUAUGCCGGAAUCAUACAAGUUACCGCGUGAUUCCGAGGAGUUUCACACCAUCGAACUCAUGAUGGAUUUAUUUAUUGCGUUCGCUACCAAAUCCAAUCCCAAUGUUGAUUGCAUAAAGCCAACUGUUUGGGAACCGCUGGCAGCAAAUGGUGUACGAAAAUGUUUGAAUAUUAGUAAUGAAAUUAGUUUUAUUGAUUGGCCUGAGCUGGAAAAAUGCAAGGAAUUGGACAAGUAUUUUGAAGAAGCGGGCCUUAGAAUAGUUUGAAAAGGAUUAUGUUACAUAUACUCGUAUGUAAAUUUGAACAGUUUUUAGAUUAUCGUAUUAUUUCCACAUGAAAUACAACUUAAUUUAUUAAUCAA